Molecule: messenger RNA, 642 nt
Organism: Auxenochlorella protothecoides
Lineage: Eukaryota; Viridiplantae; Chlorophyta; Trebouxiophyceae; Chlorellales; Chlorellaceae
Exons: 3
Coding region: 1-642 (213 amino acids)
Source: RefSeq, a predicted model, not a curated record
AUGCUGCGUACGGCAUCUCGUGGUGCAUGGGUUCUCGCACUCCGAUCCCAGACCCUUGCCCGCGCGGUGCCGCAGGCGGGCCUGGACGUCGUGCCGGGGUUCGAGGAGGAGCGGGCCUCCGGGGAGAUCGAUCGCAGGCUGGGUGAGGCCGCUUCCAGUGGUGGCGCGGAGGGCGUGGCGAAGCUUGUGGAUGCCGAGGGCGGCGGUUUCUCGGAGGCCAACGUCGCCCGAGCCUUCAGGGCGUUUGCCGAGACCUUGAAGCCUGGGGCCGACUUCACGGCCGUCAGCAAGCACCCCGGCUUCCAAGUACUCAUCGACAUGGUGCUGUCUGGCAUGUCUCGGUACCCCACGGCCACCCUGGCCCAGGUCAUCUACGACUGCGGGCGCCUGGGCGUGAGCGAGGACAUGCUGCUGGACGAGGUGGCGCGGCACCUGAUGGACAAGAUCCCCGACAUGGCCCCCCCCGAGCUGGUGUCCCUGGCCAGCGGGUACGCCGGCGUGGCGCACAGCCCCAGCAUCCUGCUCUUCCAGGCCAUCAGCGAGCGGCUGAGGGAGGAGGGGGCGGGGCUGGAGGCCGAGCUGAAGACCGCCGCCAAUGAGGCGUUUGCGGAGCUGGGGUACACCGACCUGAAGCCCUUUUGA